AUGGCCCCUCUGCCCCUGAGGACUCGCUGUGGCCUGACGCAGCGGCCAGUUCAGCCCCACGGGUGUCAGGUGCGCCUGGGGGCCCCAGCCACCUCCCCCGCGCACACGCCCGCGCCAUGGAUGAGGCCGCGCGAGGGGCCCUCAGCAGGUGUGGAGUCCGGGGCCUUGGACCGCGGAGCUCCCAGAACCGUUGCUUCAUACUCGCGUGUGCACCCACCCUGGAGAGCCGCCCGCGUCCGCAGGGAGACGCCCGGCCCCGCGAGCGCACGCACGGGGGCCCGCAGCCCGCGGGGCAGCAGCCUGGGCGCGCCGCGCCUGCGCGCACGCGCACCCCCCCCCCCCCACCGCGGCGAGCACUCUUUGCGCCGCGCGGCCGGCGGAGGGUUACACGCGACGGGGCGGGGCGCGCGCGGAGGGCGGGGCGUGCGCGGGGCUGGGCGCCCGGGUGUCCCGCGGGAGGCGGCGGCGGCGCCGCCUCAGUCGCGCGCUCCCCGCCGUCAGCGCCGCCGGCUCCGCGCCCCGCGCCCCGCGCCCCGCCGCCGCCCCGGCCCCGCCGCCGCCGCCGCCGCCCCCUGCCCGGCCCGGCCCCGCCGCCCCCUGCCCGGCCCCGCCGCCGCCCCGGCCGCCGCAGCCAUGUCCAAGGAGCCGCGGGCCGGGCGUGAGGAGAUCAUGGAGUGCCGGGUGAUGUGGGAGCCCGACAGCAAGAGGAGCACGCAGAUGGACCGCUUCCGGGCGGUCGCGCGCGCCGCCUGCGGCCUGGCGCUGGAGAAUUACAACGACCUGUACCAUUGGUCCGUGGAGUCGUAUCCCGACUUCUGGGCGGAGUUCUGGAAGUUCAGCGGCUUGUCUUCUCACGCAUUAUGA
Molecule: messenger RNA, 864 nt
Organism: Oryctolagus cuniculus (rabbit)
Lineage: Eukaryota; Metazoa; Chordata; Mammalia; Lagomorpha; Leporidae
Source: RefSeq, a predicted model, not a curated record